UACAAUCUCAUAAGAAGAAGAAGACUAAGGAAAGCUAAAAAACAUGAAGACCUUCCUCUGUAUAUGUCUCAUUACUUACCUGACCAGUGCUCUGAGUAUAUGCAGUGCUAAUGACUGGCCAAUCUCUCUUGACAUGGCUUGUAAUAAAGCUCUUUCUGUAGUUGCUUGUACUUUCGAGUUCACCAACAAUGCAAACGAGGAUCUUUAUCUCUUGAAACAUGGUACACCUCUUGAAGGACUUGUCUCUCAAUUUCUCACUGUCUCUGUUGCUGAUAGUCCUGUCGAAUAUGAUGGACCAUUCAUUCAUCGUCUUCCUCCUACAAAGGAUGAGUUUGUUCUCUUGAAGGCAGGUGAAAGCAUUUCUGCCUCAGUCCAAAUCACUGAUGCCUUUAGCAUUGAUACUGAUGGUAUCUACACUGUACAGUACAGUAGACCUUUACAGUAUCUGUCAGUGAAUGAGAUGAGUGAGUUGUCUAAUGGCCUAAUACGGGAAUCAACAGUACAGGAAUCUAUUCACAUCUAUUUGGAGGACACUCAUGUUCUCUUAAAACCAAGGAGGCCAGACGAAACAGAUAAAGUUGACUACACUGUUAACAUUGAAUCCUGCAGCAGUGCUAGCUUUACUGGUGGUACUGCAGCUAACAACAAAGGAACACUUGAUGCUCACAAGCAGCUCUGCAGUGGGAUCGAUAGAGUAAAUAUUACCAAUAAUGAUCUGUAUAAGAAAUGGUUUGGAGCUUUCACAGCAGCAAGAGAAAAAAAAGUAAAGGCUGUCUAUAAGAAAAUGAGGGAUGGAUUGGCAGGUAACACAGUUACUUAUGUGAAUGGUGGCCCACACUGCAAGCCUAAUACGUAUGGCUACACCUAUCAUAAUGUUAAAAAGGUGCAUAUAUGCCCUGCUUUUUAUACAUUUCCUGUUUCUUGUGGAAGCCCUGGUACUUACACCAAGGAGUUUGGAUUGAUUCAUGAAUGGAGUCAUGCUUUUGGUCUUACAGUUGAUAAUGUAUAUGGCUCCUCUCAAAGUCAAAACUUAGCUAAAACCAAUCCUGAUAAAGCAGUUGCAAAUGCUGAUAACUAUGGAUGGCAUUACUGCGAAUGGCAGUAACUGGAUCAGGCCGUUCAGCAAAGCCAAGAACAUAACAUUAGGACUCGUGCAACACUAUAGGACAUACA
Messenger RNA from Amphimedon queenslandica, 1173 nucleotides. Its product is annotated as extracellular protease-like. Gene Ontology annotation, molecular function: metalloendopeptidase activity. The transcript has 2 exons. Lineage: Eukaryota; Metazoa; Porifera; Demospongiae; Haplosclerida; Niphatidae. The record is from RefSeq and is a predicted model, not a curated record. Bases 44 to 1105 code for a protein of 353 amino acids.